Molecule: messenger RNA, 5032 nt
Organism: Tympanuchus pallidicinctus (lesser prairie-chicken)
Lineage: Eukaryota; Metazoa; Chordata; Aves; Galliformes; Phasianidae
Gene: GRAP2
Product: GRB2 related adaptor protein 2
Exons: 8
Coding region: 2762-3652 (296 amino acids)
Molecular function (GO): protein binding
Source: RefSeq, a predicted model, not a curated record
GACUGCCUGCAAACUGCAGUGCUGUCCUUUGGGAUAAAAGGCUCUUGAGAAAUGGAAGUUCUGACAAUUGCCCCCAAAAAAUCCCAUCUCGGUGUGUCAUGGGGCGGUGCUCAAAGUCACACACAUGCAGAGAGGGAUGUUUUCACAUCCCCUUUGGAGGGGAGUUUUCACAAGGGCCCAGCACUGACCCGCACAUCCUCAAGUUACAGAUGGAGGGAGGAAUGGGAUCAGAAAAACAGAGCUGGUUUGAAGUUCAGGUGAUGAAAAGUGGUAGGCUGCCCUUCAAAGACAGGAUUACCGGCUAGUGCUGCUUUAGUAGUUGGUGGGGGAAGAGCUUAAGGCCACAGCAUUGCUGAUUUAUCAACACAGCCAACACUGUGCAUGGUAUUUGAGUCGCUUCUAAAUCCAGCCGCUGGCAAUGAAAAGCACAUUUAAUCCAUGUGUUAGAUUGUUUGAAGAGGUAUCUGUCUCCUGGUCUCUCCCCAUGGUUGUGAUUGCUGAAAUUGAAAAUGAGGUGAGAGAGGAGAUUUUAACCGUUUCACAAACACUUCCCCUCUCGAGAGGGUCACGUCUCCAGUGGCAUCUUUAGCACCUGGGAGACUGUGAAAUGAAAGGCUCUUCCCCUUCCUGCUCCCUGCGGAGAGAAGCCCUGCUGCCUAUCCUGUGAUUGAGGAGCAAAAAUCAAAGACGGGAUUUGUAUUUAUACAGUUUAUUGUUUUGAACUGGUUUGGGGUUGGGGUUUUUUCCAUUUGUUCUCUUUGAUUUCUUUUUUUGUGUGUUUUGUUGUUGUUUUUUCCUUUUCUUCUCUUUUUUUUUUUUUUUUUUUCCUUGAGAUGGGAUUAAUGUUCUGCAUUAGGAGUUCCAGGAUUCAUUUGCACUAUCGGCUCUGAUCCCCACCACAAUAAGAUAAAAUACAGAAAUACAUCCCUUACUAAAGUAAUUUUCCUUGGUCUUUUUUCUUUGGUUCUCUACCGUGAAAGGGUAUUAUUGUUUAUCUAGUUCUCCCAAUGGUUAAUUCCUCUCUUAUUUGAUACCCUUACUCUCUAUCAGCAAGCAUGGCUGUGGGAAGAUACAAACAGGAGUGCAAAGAAUGUCAGUGCAAGAACAGAGGGUAGUCUUCAGAUCAAGUCUGAGUUGUACUCACAGAGUUGCACUUGGAAUAAAAGAGGGACAGUUAGACAGCAAGCUUAAGCUAUAUUUGCAGCUCUGACACACACAGAGCAAAUGAGUAAGAAUUAAAGAGCGUCAGUAAGUGGAUGGAGAGAAAACUCAGUGAAAAGGGCUAGAAGCUGCUCGAGAAUGAGAAUAAGGUACAUUGGUAAAACAUAGUCUGUUACAGGUAGGUAUGGAUGUAUUGGGCAAAACCUCGGGGCUCUGGGUUGGAAUAGCAGGUGUGUGGCAAGUCACAAGGGCUAUGUGUCAUGCUACCCGUGAGUCCCAGCACAUAACAAGUCCCACUGCUGUAGGACAAGUUGAUGGAUGCUCAACAGGCAGAGCUGCCUGUGGACUGCUGAUCAAUCUGCCCUGGUGCUGCAUAGCUCACCUCAGUCCUAUGAAUACCAAUUCAACUACAAUAUGCAGCAUGAAACGAGAGUGUGAACAGAAUCCAAGAGAAAGCAAGUGAAGAUCUUCCUUGUAGUUAGAAAUGAGAUGUAGGACGGGUUUUUUGCUGGCAAGGCAGACGUUGCUCAGGUGAAGAGCUGCUCCCAGUUGCUCCCUGGGACCAAACCUUGGUGUUGUUCCAUUGCCACCUACCAACAGCUCAGUCGGCAGCGGUGGCACUGACAAUUCAGUGACCUCAAAGACUUGUGGCUGGUCCCCAAUUGGACUGACUGUCCUGACCAAAUCUCCCAUUGUUGUUUUUCCUGUGAAAUUGUCUUUCCAGAAUGAUGUUUUUCCUUUUGAAUCCUUGAACUAUUUACUGUUGGUGCCAUCUCCAUGGCUCUAUCUGCAGUUUUUACCCUAUUUUUUUUUUUCUAAGUAUUUUCUCCUAGAUCUUAUUAAGUAGUUUGAGUCAGUUACACAGUUGUGCCUGGAUUACUGGUACACAGGCAGUUAAAUCCCUGGAUUGUGUGUCAAAGGCAAGCUUACAGCAGGGGUUACAGUAGCCCAUUAAUUUAAAAGUGACAGAAUUUUGGAGCUCACUCAUCACAUUGUUUUGGGGGGAUCUCAUCUCAGUUGUAACAGGACACUCAAGAAAUAGUUCCCUAACUUGAGUUGUUGGUACUGUUUCUUUUUUGGGUUUUCUGGUUAAAAAUAUUUUGGAUCAGGCAAGUUGGCACUUCUCUAGUCUUACAGUCUGGGAGAUUCUGUGGGAAGUGAAGCUAGGUGAAGCCUUUGACUUCAGGAUCAUAGUUUCCAGAUGAACCUAGUUUAGUAACCACUGAAGUUACUUCUGUACUGGAGCUGUGUGAUGGUCUUCACAAGCUGGGCUGUUGGAACAUCUCACAGCAGUGCCUUUGCUUAAUGUGGCACUGCCUCACUCUUUGUCUUGACACUGGCAGCCUCGCUGCUGGGCUGCAGGGAGCACGAGCCAGCCAUGGGAAACGAGUAACUCCCUUGAUCAUAGAAGUGGUCCUGCUGGGGUACAUCUGAGUUGCAUGUGCAGGAAGUGGUGAAGAAGCGAAGUUCAUGCUGUGACUUCCCGUGCCACAUGUGCUCUGCUGAUGAAAAGCAGGCUUUGGUUUGCAGGCUGUCUGGUAUGUUUCAGGCUCCUGAGUUAUGAACACAGAGGAAGGCUCUGCUCUGCCACCAAUACAGUAUGGAAGCCAUCGCCAAGUUUGAUUUCACUGCUUCUGGAGAGGAUGAGCUGAGUUUCCAAGCUGGGGAUAUCCUGAAGGUUUUGAGCUCCCAGGAAGAGUGGUACAAAGCUGAACUCCGAAGCCAAGAGGGCUAUGUUCCUAAGAACUUCAUUGAUUUCCAAGUUCCCCCCUGGUUUGAUGAGAAGAUAUCCCGCCACGAAGCUGAGAGCAUCCUCAUGAGCAAAGGAGUUGGUUCUUUCAUUGUCCGAGCCAGUCAGAACUCUCACGGUGACUUCUCCAUCUCUGUCAGGCAUGAAGAUGAUGUACAACACUUCAAAGUGAUGAGGGACUCAAAGGGAAACUAUUACUUGUGGACAGAGAAAUUCUACUCACUGAACAAGCUGGUAGACUACUACAGGACAAGUACUAUCUCCAGGCAGAAGCAGAUUCUCCUGAGGGACGACAGCCGAGAAGAGAAGGAAAGGCGUGGUGGGAGCCUGGAACGAAUGAGCCGGGAUGGACUCCAUGUAGGUGGAGCAGCUGGAGAAGCUCAUUCUUCUAUCUCCAAGAGAUAUGUGGACCAUCCUGUCCCCAUGUUGUACCAGCAACAGGAUAGGUACGGGGGGAGCCUGGACAGGAAGGAUGCACUGCAUGGACUAAGAUAUCAUAGCCAAGGAAGUGCAGCAGCUAUGCAACGGAGACACACGGACCCACUGCACCAGCAGACACCGCGAAUACUAUGGGUCCGUGCCUUGUACGACUUUGAUGCUGUGGAACAUGAUGAGCUAGGCUUUCGCAGUGGAGACAUCGUAGAAGUCCUAGACAGCUCCAACCCAUCAUGGUGGAAGGGACGUCUGCGUGGGGAACUGGGUCUCUUCCCUGCCAACUACGUCACACCGGUGCUACUGUGAGGCUGCAUUUGUGCCCCAGAGGUUCAUAUCUGAGCUGCUCGUUUGACAUGACAGGGACAGAGAAGGAGUGCAUCUUCCUUUGUCCCCAGGACAUUUGGUGGUUUGGGUUUUGUCUUAAUUUAUUGGCAAUUGAGCUUCCGAGACGCUGGUAAGAAAGAGAACCCUCUGAAGGAUUUUGUUUCCCUGUUUUGCAUGUUCAUGACUGAGAGGGGAGCAAGAAUCCUGGACUGUUGAUUGAAAUCUUGCUGGAUCCUCCCUGCCCAUCAUUCGUUUGUUUAAGUAUUGAUAACUUCCUGCAGUUGGGUUCGUUCAGUGGAAAUGGCACCUCAGAGAAAUCAGGCUUUGGUAUCUGGGUAGAACCUACCCCUUUUAUUUUGGAUCUGGUUGCAUUUAUAGUCCAUUCAAGCUCUGUUCCACCUUUCUUUCAGAGGUAGGACAAGUGCCCAGGUGAAUAAAAUGAUGACUGGUAAUCACAUUUCUUUUAGAUAGGGACGAAAAGUCCUUAGGCUGAGGCACAAGGCAACCAUGACUUUUCUAAAUAUUUUUUGGCUUCCACCUCUAGCACUUUCUGUGGGUUUAGACUCUGUGGAUACCAGGUGAAGGGGCGAAAUCCUGUUUUUGUACAAACAACCUGGUAAUGAAGAUAUGGGAGGUUGAGAAGCUAAUUUCAGUGCUUCUACAGACAGUAGAAGACAGUCUGUGGAAGCGCUACAGACAGUCCUGCUGUCCUGCACUUCUGUCUGCACCCUAUUGCAACAAUCUGUCUCAUUUUCAAGCUGCUUUCCAAGGUACCUGUGCAUCCUUGUAGAUGUCCUGGUUAUAGAGCAGAUCAAGCCCUUCAGCUAAAUGAAUAUCCUCUGGAUUGAAUAACAGUGGGCAAGCCUUACUGGUUCCUUUCUAAAACUGCACUGGGGAGGGGCUGGGAAGAAGAGGUUUUUCAGGUUUGGUGCCAGAAGUUCUGUCCCUGAGAAGGUGGGGUGUUCUGGAUCACUGAGUACACGGCUCUGACUUGCCAGUGGAAUGCCUCAUGCAAAUCAUUGAGCUGUUACUUUACAGUAUGCAGAGAAUAAAGUUGCGGCCAUUGAAUAGUCUGUUCUCUGUUCCAGUUUCUUUUAGAUGAAUUAAGGUAAAUGAAUAGGAUUUCAAAUCAUGGCUGAGUGAAUGCCAAGAUGUGAUACAAAUGUAUUGCAAACGAAUGUUAAAAAUGAUCCAAACCAUGACAAAGAGACACUGCCACAUAACCACUGCUCACGCAAGUUUAUAUUAAACAAGCUGCCUGAUUUUUUCACAACAUGUGGGACCUCAGCAGUCAGCAAGGAAGUGGUGAUUUAUCAUUCUUGGGAAAGAAAUAAAAGGCAAGUGAAAAAUUCUAAAAACAAA